AGUGACAGGAAAAAUAAAUGUACAUAUAUAUCUUUCACUUACAUAUUUACUUAUUACUUUAACUUUUAAUGCACUUAAAACGCAGUAAGAACAGCUCAUAAUUACAUUAUAUUCAUAUAAACGUAUAUAAAUUAUCUACCUUUGCGGGAUCUUAAGUGGCUUACAUAAUUUACGAUACAACUAUAUAACUUGAUCUCGCUUAAUCUUUCUUAAAUCUCUAAAUUUUUUCUUUGAAAAUCCCAUGUUGUAUGAAAUACACUUUUUACAUGGUUAACUCGGACAGUAAACGUGCAAAAGAAAGAUCAAGUUUAUUUAAUUGGUACUUAAUCAAAAAGCAAAGUUCUAUCUCUUGUUUCAUCUAAAUUCCUUAUCUGAUGUUAGGAUGUAGUGUACCUACUUUAAAGCGUUAUGAACAGUAUUUACUACUAGUAGUUGAACCAAACGAUGGUGGAUGACUUACUUAUCCACCUCUUCUAUUAAAAAUAUACAAAGCUGCAUCUAAUCGUCUAAUGAGUUUAAAAAUUAGUAAAAAGUAUUUAUACUUGAUUAAUGUAGUAAUAAUUGUGGUUAAUUUUUUUGCUUUGACUUUUGAACUUGAACAUUGAUUGCACUUUUUCCACUAGGGCGCUUCUUGAUCUUAAAUGAAAUAUAUGUAAGUAAGCAGUUAAUACUACAAUUUUUUUUUACAUUUUCAUAUGUUGUUCUGUACUUUGUAUGCGUUUGUAGUGGUGCAUUAUCAGCGUAAGCACAAUGUGAUUACAGCUCUAAUUGAUAUUUCUCACUUUUUGUAAUUUUCUAUAACGCCUGUCUCUCUUCAAUGAGAUAUUUUUACUGUUGUACGGUAUGCAAUGCACUUCUUUAUUGAGGCUUUUUUCCAAACGCAAGUCUUGAAUAUUGCCGUGAGUUUGAACAUCUUUGUACUUAUUAUCCACUUUUUUUGAUAUAAAACUUAACACGUAUACAUACAUACAUAUUUUUUUUAUUCAUUUGCUCCUGUACAAAAUAGCCAUUUCUGAAGUGGAGUAAAUUAUCGUUUUUAGGUAAACCAGUCUGAAUGUCAUUGGAAGGUUUACUAGAAUAGCUUUUUGCAGCUUUAAAGCCCUCAAUGAGAUAUUCAAAGGGCCCUCGAUUCCAAGAUAUAAAACAUAAUUGACAUUCAUCAACAGGAACAAAAGUUCCUAUAAUGUCAGAGGGCGGUGUAUUACACAUAAAACAGGAGUUGGAAAUCAGCACAUCAUGCUGCAGUCCGAGCACUUCUACCACAGUGGGCGUCAAUCGCUCGAAUUCCUAUUCAAAUGGCACCAGCGGUAGUACAAGCAGUACUAGUAGUGGUAGUGCGAUCAGUGGUGGUGGCACAGGUGGCAAUACAUCAACCAGCGGCAACAAAUCUUCACCUUCAGUGUCUCCAGAACGCCAAUUGUGUAGUUCAACAACAACGCUAUCCGCUGAUUUGCAUAGUGUCACCCUGACGGGAUGUGAAGCAAGUACACCAAUUGCCUUAAAAUCAAAUGAUUGUGGUGGUAACAAUACUAAUAGCAACAACAGUGCUGGAUCAGCUAGUGGUGGCUCAAUACGCGAUGAAUUACGACGUCUUUGUUUGGUGUGCGGUGAUGUUGCCUCUGGAUUUCAUUACGGUGUGGCUAGCUGUGAGGCUUGUAAAGCAUUUUUUAAGCGCACCAUACAAGGAAAUAUUGAGUACACGUGCCCUGCUAAUAAUGAAUGCGAAAUUAAUAAGCGCCGACGAAAAGCCUGUCAGGCCUGCCGAUUUCAAAAAUGUUUGCUGAUGGGUAUGCUAAAGGAGGGCGUGCGUUUGGAUCGUGUGCGUGGAGGUCGCCAAAAAUACCGACGGAAUCCUAUUUCGAAUUCAUACCAAACCAUGCAACUGCUUUAUCAAUCCAACAGUACCUCACUGGAAGAUAUCAAAAUUCUUGAGAUACUAAACGCGUAUGAGCCAGACACAUUAACAGUGCAACAGCAGCAACAACCACAUACCACUACCGAAAGUAGUAAUAACACAGGCACCGGCAAAGCCACUCAGAAUACUUCUGUUAAGUUAGAACAAAAUAAUUGUAGCAGUGGCGGUAGCAAUAGCAACAACAGCGAAAUAUUCUCUUCCAGUGCGCAACCAGUAUGCAUUUUUCAAAAUAACAAUUGUGAUGCCGAAGAAAUUCUUGCUGUUCUCAGUGAUAUAUAUGAUAAGGAAUUGGUAAGUGUGAUUGGCUGGGCCAAACAGUUACCGGGCUUCACCGAGCUGCCGCUGAAUGACCAAAUGAAAUUGCUGCAAGUUUCGUGGGCGGAAAUUUUAACAUUACAGUUAAGUUUUCGUUCGCUGCCAUUUAAUGGACGUCUGUGCUUUGCAGCAGACGUAUGGAUGGACGAAUUGUUAGCUAAGGAAUGUGGGUAUGCUGAAUUCUAUUAUCAUUGCGUACAAAUUGCUCAACGUUUGGAACGUUUAUCACCACGACGCGAAGAAUAUUAUCUGCUUAAAGCAUUAAUUCUGUCUAAUUGUGAUAUUUUGCUGGAUGACCAAAGUUCAUUACGAGCAUUUCGCGAAACAAUACUUAAUUCCUUAAAUGAUGUCGUAUGCUUAUUACGUUAUGGGUCUGCGGUGUCACACCAGCAACAGCUGCUUCUCCUGUUGCCAGCAUUGCGGCAAGCAGACGGUAUUUUACGUCGAUUUUGGCGAAAUAUUUGUCAUGAUGGUAAAAUUACAGUAAAAAAAUUGUUUGUAGAAAUGCUGGAACCAGUGUCCAGGUGA
Messenger RNA from Bactrocera latifrons, 2758 nucleotides. It is a transcript of the gene ERR, whose product is annotated as steroid hormone receptor ERR1. NCBI's taxonomy places the organism in Eukaryota, Metazoa, Arthropoda, Insecta, Diptera, Tephritidae. Gene Ontology annotation, molecular function: sequence-specific DNA binding; nuclear steroid receptor activity; DNA-binding transcription factor activity. The transcript has 3 exons. The record is from RefSeq and is a predicted model, not a curated record. Gene Ontology annotation, cellular component: nucleus. Gene Ontology annotation, biological process: regulation of DNA-templated transcription. Bases 1184 to 2758 code for a protein of 524 amino acids.